This is a messenger RNA of Caenorhabditis angaria, 513 nucleotides long. Lineage: Eukaryota; Metazoa; Nematoda; Chromadorea; Rhabditida; Rhabditidae. The record is from the annotation of a GenBank genome assembly.
AUGUUGAUAUUUCUUGUUCUCCCAACUUUGGCUAUUGCUUGCGGUCCAGGAACAGGCCAACUUGCGCAAACUGCCACUUUCACCUAUGAAAUUGUCCCACCAGUAAUGUAUACCUGGGCAGCUUCUUUGUCGAAUGGUCAAAUUAGUGAAGCAUACGCUGCACAAGUUGCCAAAUCAGAUGUUCAAUCAGCAGUCAAUGCAGUUCUCACUGCUAACAGUAUUCCAACAACUGAUCUUGCCCUCACCCUCAACUUCUUCCCACCAAACACUCCAUUGGUAACCACUUGCCCUGCAACAGCCUCCGAAACAUCACAAUUCUUCACCCAAGGUGGAUUGGUUCUCUAUAACUGCAGUAACACAAACAGUGCCUAUAGUAUCACUCAAACUGUAAAAGUCACUGCGAUCCAACAAAUUUACGAAAGUCAAUGGCAAACGUUGAACAGUCAAAUUCAAGACAACCUCAAUGCAAAACGUGGAACUCUUUUCCUCUCUUCUUCCUACAUUUUGGCCUAA